AUGGUCGCCCCAACGGCAGCAGCACAGGAAAAAGAGAAAACGAAAGAAGAAAAGCCAGGCAAAGAUGAAAAGAAGAAAUCUACUAAAGACGAUAAAAAAGACGAGAUGACCGAAGAAGAUAAGAAGUUAGAAGAAGAUCUUAAUAUGUUGGUACAACGACUAUGUGAAAAUGACGUUAGUUUGUAUCAUCCAUCGUUGGAGACUAUGCGAACUCUUAUCCGAGCCUCUACCACAUCUAUGACAUCUGUACCGAAACCUCUAAAAUUCAUGCGUCCGCACUAUGCUAAGAUGAAAGGAGUGUUUGAGAAAAUGCAGCCUGGACCCACAAAAAACUUGUGCGCCGAUGUUAUAUCUGUACUGGCCAUGUGUUCCGACGAAAAGAGUGACUGCAUCAACUUCAGAAUGAAAGGAAUGCAUGAGCCAAUUGGAGACUGGGGGCAUGAAUACGUACGUCAUCUAGCUAUGGAAAUGUCUGAGGAGUGGAAACAAGCCUCGGAUGGAUCAGAAAAAAGUAAAGCUAGGCGAAAUGAGCUUCUUGUGCUCGCUCGUGAUAUAGUGACGCAUAACAUGAAGCACAAUGCCGAGGUAGAAGCUUGUGAUUUGUUGAUCGAAAUUGAGCGACUGGAUCUUCUUAUGGAGUACGUCGAGGAUGUGGAUCAUCAACGCGUGUGUCUUUACCUGCUCAGCUGCGCUCCGCUAACACCGGAUCCCGACAAUAUAAUAUUGAUCCGAACUGCAAAAGAUAUUUAUUUGAAAUAUAAACGUUAUCUUGAAGCUGUACGAUGUGCUAUUAUGCUCAAUGACCCAGCUGAAAUCAAGAACAUUUUCUCUAAGACGAAUGAUCUGCUAUUACAAAAGCAAAUGGCGAUUUUGCUCGGCAGACAUCAGAUUUUCCUCGAUUUCGAGAAUAUGCCGAAUGGAGAACAGCUUGGUGAAUUGAACUCGAACGCCCAUCUAUACGAGUACUUCCAUUCUCUCGCACGAGAGCUGGACAUUAUGGAGCCCAAGACGCCUGAGGGGAUUUACAAAAGUCAUUUGGAGCACAGCAGACCUUUUGGAAAUACAGCAGCCCCUGAUUCCGCUCGCAUGAAUCUAGCUGCAGCUUUUGUCAACGGAUUUGUGAACUGUGGUUUCGGAGUUGAUAAAAUGAUGGCUGAAAGCGAAGAUGCGAGCAAGUGGUUUUACAAAAACAAAGAAUAUGGUAUGCUUUCUGCUGCUGCUUCGCAAGGUCUUGUUUGGAGAUGGGAUAUCGACUCAGGACUGGGUCAGUGCGACAAGUUUCUGUAUGUAAACGACGAUUUCAUUAAGGCCGGAACUUUGCUGGCUAUUGGUAUUAUUUCCUCUGGCAUCCAAGAUGCUUGUGAUCCAGCAUCUGCGCUGCUUAUUGACCAUAUUCAUUCAGAACGGGCUGUUAUUCGUGUGGGAUCCGUUCUUGGCUUGGGUCUAGCCUACGCCAAUUCAAAGAGGGAAACUGUAGUUAAGAAUGAAGAAGGUGGUGUGAUCUUCGAGUUGAAGAAAGUACUCACAGACACGAAACCUUCAGCGACAAGCGAAGUGAAGGGACUAACAGGCCUCGCACUUGGUCUCAUCAUGGUUGGGACUGCUGAUCAUACGGUAGCGAUGGAAAUGUUGCAAACUCUCAUGGAACGCAAUGAGACGGAACUUAGUGAUCCCAACAUGCGAUUCUUAGCUUUGGGAAUUGCUUUAAUUUUCCUUGGUACUCAAGAGAAGAGCGAAGUGUUUGUGGAGUCGUUGCGGUCAUUACCAGAACCUUUCGGUUCUAUGGUGUCUACUCUAGUAGAUGUAUGCGCAUACGCUGGAACUGGGAACGUGCUUAAGAUUCAGAAAUUGCUCCACAUGUGCUCAGAGCAUUACGAGACGGAAGAUAAGAAGAAAAAGAAGGAUGAAAAGUCGAAGAAAGAUGUCAAAGAGAAGGACAAAGAUGCAAAACCUGACCUAUCGUCUCAGCAAGCCGUUGCUGUUAUUGGAAUAGGUCUAAUUGCUAUGGGAGAAGAUGUAGGGUCACAGAUGGCGUUGAGGAUGUUCGGACACCUCAUUCGAUAUGGCGAGCCAGUUAUCCGACGAGCGGUCCCACUAGCAUUGGCUUUGAUCUCCGUAUCUAAUCCUCAGCUAAACAUUUUGGAAACAUUAAGCAAAUUUUCUCAUGAUGCAGACGCCGACACAGCUCAUAACGCCAUAUUUGCCAUGGGACUUGUUGGUGCCGGAACAAACAAUGCUCGCUUAGUGGCAAUGCUAAGAUCGUUAGCCAGUUAUCAUCAUAAGGAUCAGGUUUCCUUGAUGUUAGUGCGGCUUUCGCAAGGCCUCACUCACCUUGGUAAAGGCACUAUGACCUUGAAUCCAUGGCAUUCCGAUAGGCAGCUUUUGUGUCCAAGUGCCAUAGCAGCUCUGCUUACAAUUUGUUUUGCGUUUCUGGACGCCAACAACUCGGUAUUGAAUAAUCGACAGCACUAUUUGUUAUAUGCGCUUGUGUUGGCAAUGCAACCACGAAUGUUAGUCACAUUGUGUGAAGACGAUAAGAAACCAGGGCAGCUCAAACAGGUUGGUGUCACAGUACGGGUUGGUCAGGCGGUAGAUGUGGUGGCCCAAGCAGGUAAACCAAAGACAAUCACUGGCUUCCAAACCCACACAACUCCAGUUCUAUUAGCUUAUGGUGAAAGAGCCGAGCUAGCAAAUGAAGAAUAUAUUUCUAUGACACCAUAUUUGGAAGGCUUAGUGAUAUUAAAAAAGAACCCAGAUUAUGAUGUACCGGUGGCUGCAAAGAAGUAG
Necator americanus (New World hookworm) is the source of this 2787-nucleotide messenger RNA. RefSeq lists its product as uncharacterized. The transcript is spliced from 23 exons. Gene Ontology annotation, cellular component: nucleus; proteasome complex; proteasome regulatory particle, base subcomplex. Gene Ontology annotation, molecular function: enzyme regulator activity. The coding region runs from base 1 to 2787 and encodes 928 amino acids. Gene Ontology annotation, biological process: proteasome-mediated ubiquitin-dependent protein catabolic process; regulation of protein catabolic process. NCBI's taxonomy places the organism in Eukaryota, Metazoa, Nematoda, Chromadorea, Rhabditida, Ancylostomatidae. The record is from RefSeq and is a predicted model, not a curated record.